Messenger RNA from Lactuca sativa (garden lettuce), 2291 nucleotides. RefSeq names its product epoxide hydrolase 2. NCBI's taxonomy places the organism in Eukaryota, Viridiplantae, Streptophyta, Magnoliopsida, Asterales, Asteraceae. The record is from RefSeq and is a predicted model, not a curated record. Gene Ontology annotation, molecular function: catalytic activity.
CUAAAACAUUUAGGCGUUGGCAGUUGACACUCCCAAAACUAUACAAGAUGGAGAGUAUAGAACACAAGACAGUGAGUGCCAAUGGACUUGACAUUCACAUAGCAGAAAAAGGUGAAGGUCCAUUAAUCUUGUUCCUCCAUGGCUUCCCUGAGCUGUGGUACUCCUGGCGCCACCAAAUUCUGUAUUUUGCAGAUCAUGGCUACCGAGCUGUGGCACCAGACCUCCGUGGCUAUGGUGACACAAUGGGUGCACCAGUGAAUGACCACACCAAGUUCACCAUCCACCAUCUGGUAGGCGACUUGAUUGGGCUUCUUGAUGCCAUAACUAGUGAAGGUGAAAAGGCGUUUGUUGUGGGUCAUGAUUGGGGUGCAUUCAUUGCUUGGCAUUUGUGUAUGUUUAGACCUGAAAGAGUCAAAGCCUUGGUAAACCUGAGUGUGCCGUUUCUUCCCAGAAACCCAAAACGAGACAUGGUCGAGAUGUUGACAGAUGCAUAUGGGGAGGAUCACUACAUGACCAGAUUUCAGGAACCAGGUGAAAUUGAAGCCGAGUUAGCUAAACUGGGUACACGAACAGCAGUUAAAAAGUUCUUAACAUUUAGAGAACCUGAGCCAUGGUAUUUUCCUAAAGGUAAAGGAUUUCAUUAUUCACCAGGCGAUGCCCCAGUCACCUUGCCACCUUGGUUGUCUGAACAAGAUGUUGACUACUUUGCUACUCAACUCCAAAAGACAAGCUUUUCUGGUGGAAUCAACUACUAUCGUGCUUUCCACUUGCACUGGGAGCUCACUGCAGCAUGGCAGGGUGCAAAAGUGAUGGUGCCAUCUAAGUUCAUCGUUGGCAACCUGGACUUGGUAUAUCAUAUGCCUGGCAUCAAAGACUACAUACACAAUGGUGGGUUUCAGAAAGAUGUUCCUUUUCUGGACGACGUUGUUGUUAUGGAAGGUGCGGCCCACUUCAUCAAUCAAGAGAAGCCCCAUGAGAUUAACCAGCUCAUAAUCGACUUUCUGCACAAAUUCUGAUCAAUUUCCAGCUUCUUUCCAACUUAUAAUGGAUGUGCAUUCCAUAUGAAAUUUAUACUGGUGUUUUGGGUAAGAAGUUCAAAGCUUUGUUGCUUCUAGUUUAAAUAAUGUGAGGCUGGAUACUAAUGUUUGGCUUUAAUUAAUGACAAAAUUGCAAAAAUGGUCCCUGUGGUAUGCAUUUUUUUGGGCCUUUAGUCCAAACCAUGACUUUUUUUGGAUUUGUGGUCCUUUUGAGGUAGUUUUAUUGCGUUUUUGGUCCCUCGGUAAAUUGAAAUGAAUGUAAUGCCCUUGGGGUAUUUAUUUUCUAUUUUUCUUUCAUUUUUCUAAAAUCUUGUAUUCAUUUAUUUAUUUAAAAAAUAAGUGGGCUCUCUCUCUCUCUCUCUCUCUCUCUCUCUCUCUCUCUCUCUCUCUCUCUCUCUCCACAAUAUUUCUGGGUUUUCAAGAACUCAAGAACAAACACUUAUUUCCAUUUCUGGAGCAACCCACCACACUCCUUAAUACUUUUAUUUCUUUCCUCUUUUUUAGAUUUCUUUCCACCGAUUCAUUACCAGAUAUUUGUAUGAUAAUCUUCGAUUUGGGGACCUGAGAGGGAUUCGAUGACAUAUUGAUUUAGGGGUAUUUACAUCUCCUGCUUGUUUGUGCUUCCAUCAGACCUUGUUAUUCUCCAAUUUCCAACUAAUGGAGACCUUAGAAAAAGAUGAGGAACAUCGAUCUACCUGCCAAAUUCGACCACCCCAACCUCAAAUUCGAAGUCAUGAAUCGUACUAUCAAGCAAACCGACCCGAACAUCACCCAAACAUCACAUAUGUUGUCAAUCUUUGUGGAAAGAAAGAAUUUGCGCCUGAUUCAGAAACAAAAGUCUAGAGAUCCAAAUCGACUUCCUUGAUCGAUAAUCUGAUGUUGAACAAGUUGAGAAACAAUCUGGAGAGGUUUCCGGAGGAUAAAAAGAACAGAACCUGAUGUAACUAAGGGCGAGAAAUCGGGGGAUGUAUAAUCUUCAUGGAUUGAAUUGCGAAUUCCUUAAAGUCCAUAACUAUGGAAUUGAAAAGGAUAGGAGGAAAAAAGAACAGAACCCUAAAUUUUAAAACCCAAUUAAUUUUGUUAUCGGACCUCGAAAUCUCUGUAACAAUAACUUUAAAAAUGAAGAGCAAUCAACAACAACGAAUUCCACAAAUCAUUGAAGAGGGAAGCAUCCAUCAGAGAAGAGGGAAAAGAGAUUAGAUACAAAAAAAAAAAAAAAAAAAAAAAAAAAAAAAAAAAAAGAUGAACAGAGAA